Molecule: messenger RNA, 294 nt
Organism: Prunus armeniaca (apricot)
Lineage: Eukaryota; Viridiplantae; Streptophyta; Magnoliopsida; Rosales; Rosaceae
Source: the annotation of a GenBank genome assembly
AUGCGGCCUACCAAAACAAGAAAAAAGAAAAAAAGUGGCCCUAUGGUCGUUUUCUUUCUACCAGCACUGGUCCGUUUCCCACCUCCGGGUCGGAUAAAACCCAUCUUGUCGAAACCCGACCGAGCUUCUCCGACGAACACGAUGCUGAAGAUGAGCACUCAACGACAGGUCGUACAUGGCCCUGGCCGCCGGAUCGGACAGCGUGGCUUAGGCGUUGUGAAUCUCGAUGAAAUCUCGGCCGUCCGAUUCCGACGACGAGGCGUCCGGAUGGUAGAGCUUGGCCAAGGGGUAUAA